Messenger RNA from Brienomyrus brachyistius, 2075 nucleotides. Its product is annotated as nuclear factor 1 X-type-like. Gene Ontology annotation, molecular function: DNA-binding transcription factor activity, RNA polymerase II-specific; RNA polymerase II cis-regulatory region sequence-specific DNA binding. Gene Ontology annotation, cellular component: nucleus. The record is from RefSeq and is a predicted model, not a curated record. NCBI's taxonomy places the organism in Eukaryota, Metazoa, Chordata, Actinopteri, Osteoglossiformes, Mormyridae. Gene Ontology annotation, biological process: regulation of transcription by RNA polymerase II.
GAUGGUUACUCCUCUUGUUUUGCUAGCUACUGUACUUGUAAGAAAGUUGACCGCUAUAUAUGACGGGUCUCAAAGAGCGAGAGCGAGAGAGAGGGAGGGAGAGAGAGAGUGAGUGAGAGAGAACGAGGGCGAGAGAAAAACUUUUUUUCCUAAGUUUGUGUAAGCUUUCACUUUCAGCCUCCGAGGCGGGGUUGCCAGUGCAGCAUGGAGUGAGGGAGAGGGACCGCGAGCGAUUGCAAUGCAGCACUACGGCGAACUUCCAUCCAAGUUAAAUAAGCUCUCCAAUUUUAAAAUCUAAAAAUAACAUGUACUCCCCGUACUGCUUGACACAGGAUGAGUUCCACCCCUUCAUCGAGGCCUUGCUGCCACACGUCCGGGCCUUCUCCUACACCUGGUUCAACCUGCAGGCGCGCAAGCGCAAGUACUUCAAGAAGCACGAGAAGCGCAUGUCCAAGGACGAGGAGCGCGCCGUCAAGGACGAACUGCUGGGCGAAAAGCCGGAGAUCAAGCAGAAGUGGGCAUCGCGACUCCUCGCCAAGCUACGCAAGGACAUCCGGCCCGAGUUCCGCGAGGAUUUCGUGCUGACCAUCACGGGCAAAAAGCCGCCAUGCUGCGUGCUCUCCAACCCCGACCAGAAGGGCAAGAUCCGGCGCAUCGACUGCCUGCGGCAGGCCGACAAGGUGUGGAGGCUGGACCUGGUGAUGGUGAUCCUCUUCAAGGGCAGUCCUCUGGAGAGCACGGACGGUGAGCGGCUGGUCAAGUCGCCCCAGUGCUCUAACCACGGCCUGUGCGUGCAGCCACAUCACAUCGGUGUCUCUGUCAAGGAGCUCGACCUCUACCUGGCCUACUUCGUCCACACGCCAGAAUCCGGACAAUCAGACAACUCCAGCCAGCAAGGUGAUGCUGACAUCAAGCCUCCUCCCAACGGGCACCUGAGUUUCCAGGACUGCUUUGUGACUUCAGGAGUGUGGAACGUCACUGAGCUGGUCCGUGUGACACAGACUCCUGUUGCCACGGCGUCUGGCCCGAAUUUCUCUCUGGCUGACCUGGAGAGUCCCGGCUACUACAACAUCAACCAGGUGGCCCUGGGCCGGCGCUCUCUCACGUCCCCCCCGUCCACCAGGACUGAAGUGGAGCUAUAUGCAAGUCUUCCGCGGAGCUCCAACAAGCGCAAGUCCAUCGACGACAGCGAGAUGGAGAGCCCGGUGGAUGAUGUAUUCUACUCCGGCCGCUCGCCUGCCAGCAGCUCCCAAUCCAGCGGCUGGCCCAACGACGUGGAUGCAGUGCAACACCAUUUGGCGAAUGUGCAGGAGAGGAAGAUUAAACAUGAAAACGAUGGCGUGCAGUUUCCGUACCAUGGACUCUCCUCGCCUGGUUCUCUUAAGAAGCCGGGAAAGUUCGAUUUCAGCGCCCUGUCGCCCCAGACGAGGUCGCCCCGCAUGGCGUUCACCCACCACCCGCUGCCAGUGCUGGCGGGAGUGAGACCAGGGAGCCCCCGUGCCUCGGCGUCUGCCCUGCACUUCCCCUCCCCCUCCAUCAUCCAGCAGUCCAGCCCCUACUUCACCCACCCCACCAUCCGCUACCACCACCACCCAGGACAGGACCCCCUCAAGGAGUUUGUGCAGUUUGUCUGCUCGGACGGUUCGGGGCAGCCCAGCGCACAGCCAAACGGGAGCGGCCAGAGCAAAAUGCCGGGCUCCUUCUUGCUGCCGCCACCUCCCCCCCGUGGCCCCGCCCAGUGCCCCUCCCCAAUGCCCGACUCUAACCCAGCAGCACACCCCCUGACGGCGGGACUCAGCACGCCCGCACCUCCGUCAUACACAGCGCCAGGGCCCACAGCUCCCAACAGGUUUGUCAGCAUCGGAUCACGGGACAACAACUUUCUGAACAUCCCCCAGCAGACCCAGUCUUGGUUCCUCUGACAAGACCCAUUUGAAAGAAAAAAAAUCGCAAAAUUCUGAAAUGAAAAUCUGGAUUGAAGAAAAUGGAACAAAAAAAAAAGAACAAUUUACAGGAAAUUUCCCUUACACCACCCAAAAACCGAUGAAAAUGGAAAACGUGAUUUUUUUUAAAAC